This is a messenger RNA of Bemisia tabaci, 1780 nucleotides long. RefSeq names its product tetratricopeptide repeat domain 26 (gene Ttc26). Gene Ontology annotation, biological process: intraciliary anterograde transport; intraciliary transport involved in cilium assembly. Gene Ontology annotation, molecular function: intraciliary transport particle B binding; protein binding. Gene Ontology annotation, cellular component: ciliary base; intraciliary transport particle B; ciliary basal body. Lineage: Eukaryota; Metazoa; Arthropoda; Insecta; Hemiptera; Aleyrodidae. The record is from RefSeq and is a predicted model, not a curated record.
CGGAAAAUUUCAUAGCAAAUCGGACAACCGUAAAUGAAUUUUUUUUAAUUCAUCAUUGAAAAAUGAUAUUAUCGCGGAUAAAACCUGCUGUUAAUGCUGGAACCAAACCUAAGGACAGCUCCAAGGACCGUCUAUCUUUAGAGGAAUUUUUAUCAAAAAGAGAUUACACAGGAGCACUGACAGUAUUACAGUUCAAAGGACAAAAUGAAGAGACAGUUCGAUGGGUUGGCUACUGUUCAUUCCAUAUCGGAGAUCAUAAAAAUGCGAUGAGUAUUUAUGAGAAGAUACUCCAAUCAAAACCUGUGCCAGAGGACACUGUCACCAACUUAGCCUGUUGUUAUUUUUUCCUUGGCAUGUAUACCAAUGCUCAAAAAAUCUUAGAAAAAGCAGCGGAAAGCCGACUGAAAACAAGACUGCAAUUUCAUCUAGCUCACAAACUUGGUGAAGAAGAACAGUUGAUGCAGUACCACCAGCAGUUAGCCGACAUAAUUGAGGACCAGCUCUCUUUGGCUUCGAUUCACUAUUUGCGGUCACACUAUCAAGAGGCCAUAGAUAUAUAUAAACGUGUUCUCCUAGACAACAGGGAAUACAUCGCAUUGAAUGUUUAUGUUGCCCUGUGUUACUACAAACUAGACUAUUAUGAUGUGUCUCAAGAAGUCCUCGGAGUAUAUUUGACAAAAUAUCCUGAUUCAGCUAUUGCAAUCAAUUUGAAGUCUUGUAAUCACUUCAGACUGUACAAUGGCAAAGCUGCGGAACAUGAACUGAAAACACUUGUGGAUCAAACCUCUCCUUCUUUCAGUUUUGGUCAUGAUCUGAUCAGGCAUAAUUUAGUUGUCUUCAGAGGAGGGGACAAGGCUCUUCAGGUUCUUCCACCUCUUGUCGACGUCAUUCCAGAAGCAAGAUUGAAUCUAGUCAUCUAUCACUUGAAACAGAAUGAAUACCAGGAAGCUCAUGAACUCAUUAAGAACUUGGAGCCAACAGUGCCUCAAGAAUACAUUCUUAAAGGCGUAGUAAACAUUUCAUACGGUCAAGAGACAGGACUGAGAGAAAAUAUCAGUAUUGCCCAACAAUAUUUUCAUUUAGUUGGAGACAGCACCAGCGAGUGCGAUACAAUCCCAGGGAGACAAUGCAUGGCAUCCUCUCUGUUUCUACAACGAAAAUUCGAAGAUGUUCAGCUGUAUCUAAGCUCGAUAAAAAGUUACUAUUAUAAAGAUGACAAUUUUAAUUUCAAUUUUGGCCAAACAAAAUGUGCCCUCGGUCUAUAUGAGGAAGCAGAGGAGAUAUUUUUGCUAAUCCAGAAUGAAAGACUGCGCAAUAGUCAAACUUAUAUCAGUCACUUGGCGCGUUGCUACAUCAUGAAUCAGAAACCUCGGCUUGCAUGGGAAUUGUAUCUGAAGAUGGAUAGUCCAGCAGAGUCUGUGCCUUUGCUCCAGCAAAUUGCCAACGACUGCUAUAAAAUGGGUCAGUUUUGGUAUUCAGCAAAAGCGUUUGACAUGCUUGAGAGACUGGAUUCCACCCCUGAGUAUUGGGAAGGCAAAAGAGGAGCGUGCGCUGGAGUUGUCCAACUAAUUGUCAUCGGAAAACAACCGAAAGAACUGUUGACGGAUGUCAUACAACUUUUACGUAACACAGCCAACUCUCAAGUUGAGGCGAUGAUUCGAGCCAUCAAAAAAUGGGCAAGAGACAAUAGGAUAAAUAUCUAAGUGUGCAUUGCGGCGGUAUGUAUUGCAAGUAAGGUCCUCCAAACAAUCUAGUGCAAAAUAAAGUUUUACGAUCAUAA